Salvia hispanica is the source of this 1761-nucleotide messenger RNA. RefSeq names its product putative serine/threonine-protein phosphatase 2A regulatory subunit B'' subunit TON2. Gene Ontology annotation, cellular component: spindle. NCBI's taxonomy places the organism in Eukaryota, Viridiplantae, Streptophyta, Magnoliopsida, Lamiales, Lamiaceae. Gene Ontology annotation, molecular function: calcium ion binding. Gene Ontology annotation, biological process: regulation of dephosphorylation; microtubule cytoskeleton organization; cortical cytoskeleton organization. The record is from RefSeq and is a predicted model, not a curated record.
CAUUAUUGGUGAGGUAAGAUUGGGAACUCAGAAAGAGAGAUAGAGAGAGAGGGCUUAAGCAAUUAGGCGAAAAUGUAUAGUGGCUCCAGCGAUGGCGAGGCAUCGACGCAGCGGAAGAUUCCCGCGGCGUCUUCAAUGCUCUGGGUUCGUAAUCUCCGCCGCUUCAUCGGAUCCGGCGCCGGUCUCGGAUCUGAAGCCCUCAUGGAACUAGAGACCAAAAGAAUUUUGCUUGACAUAUUCAAAGCAAAGCAACAAAAGAGCGCUGAAGCUGGCACCAUUCCGAGCUUCUACAAGAAGAAACCCGAAGAAGGUUCCAUCAGUCAUAGAGUCCAGAGGCUGGCCAAGUAUCGCUUUCUCAAGAAACAAUCUGAUCUUUUGCUGAAUGCCGAUGACCUGGAUGCAAUGUGGGUUUGCCUGAGAGAAAAUUGUGUAAUCGACGAUGCCACUGGUGCUGAAAAGAUGAAUUAUGAAGACUUCUGCCACAUUGCCUCCGUGUGUACAGAGCAGAUAGGCCUUAAAUGUCGGCGCUUUUUCAGUCCCUCAAAUUUCAUGAAGUUUGAGAAAGAUGAAUCUGGACGAAUAUCCAUCCUCCCUUUCUACCUCUAUGUGAUGCGCACGGUUUCUCUCACUCAAGCCAGAAUUGAUAUGAGUGAGCUUGAUGAGGAUUCAGAUGGAUUUCUUCAGCCUCACGAAAUGGAAAAUUACAUAGGAGGUCUUAUUCCCAAUUUGGCGCAGUUGAGGGACAUGCCUGAUGGUUUUGUGCAGAUGUAUUGUCGCAUAGCUGCCCACAAAUUCUUCUUCUUCUGUGAUCCUCAUAAACGAGGAAAGGCAUGCAUAAAGAAAGUCCUGCUUAGUAAUUGCCUUCAAGAGCUAAUGGAACUACAUCAGGAAAGCGAGGAAGAAGCAACGGAUACUGAACAAGCUGAAAACUGGUUUUCAUUGACAUCUGCUCAACGCAUAUGUGAUAUGUUCCUCGCUCUGGAUAAAGAUAUGAGUGGAUCACUGAGCAAACAGGAACUUCGAGAUUAUGCAGAUGGGACAUUGACAGAUAUUUUCAUUGAAAGAGUGUUUGAUGAGCAUGUCCGGCGUGGAAAGAAUGGUAAUGGUAAUGCUCGCGAGAUGGAUUUUGAGAGUUUUCUUGACUUUGUUCUCGCAUUGGAAAAUAAAGAUACUCCGGAAGGGUUAACAUAUUUGUUUAGAUGCAUUGAUCUAAAUGGGAGGGGGUUCCUCACGACGGCUGAUAUCCACACAUUAUUCAGGGAUGUUCACCAGAAAUGGAUUGAAGGUGGCAACUAUGAACUUUGUAUCGAGGAUGUGAGGGAUGAAAUCUGGGAUAUGGUCAAACCAGCCGACCCAUUGAGAAUAACACUAGCCGAUCUACUCGCUUGCAAGCAGGGCGGCACAGUUGCAAGCAUGCUUAUUGAUGUGCGCGGAUUCUGGGCACAUGACAACAGAGAAAAUCUUCUCCAGGAAGAGGAAGAACCCGAAGAGGAACAAUAGGCUUCAUAGUCUUCAGAGCCACUUUGUAACAACGCAUGUUGCAGAUAAGGUGUGAUUUAUAAAAAAUGUGUAGUCUCGCUCUGUUUGUUUAACGUAUCAUAACCUGUAGGAAAAUUGUGGAUUUGUAAGCUAGGCUUAAAGAACCUAUUGGUAAGAAUUAUAGUAUAUGUAUAGAUACAUCGUGUAAUUGUUAUAUCGCCUGUCGAGCUAACAUGCAGUCUAUGAUUUUAUUAACAGAAUAUAUAUUUGCCUUUUAAACUA